AUGUACGCUGCUCCAUCACCAACGCAUUCAUCCACAUCGGGGCAAUCUUCACCGUCGCACUAUUACCAGAGUCAACACCAACAACAGCAACAACAACAAAGACCACCGGCUGAGAGCAUUCCGCAUGACAUCUCGAUUGCAUACAAGAAGCGCCAACAGCAACAACAGCAAGAGGAGGAGCAACAGUUGCUAUGGUUCGCAGCGCCACCAGUGCAUGUGACGCCCCUGUCACAGCCAACGCAUUCAGUUGCUUAUCUCAAUUGUAAGAUGCUUCCACGUAAUAUCAUGACUCUUGUCGCUGCUCGUUGUCGUCCAGUGACAGUGGCCAGUCCAGUCUUUGCAGCAAGCAAAAGAAAGUACACCAUGACACCUGUUGUCCCACAGCCCGGAGAAGCAAAAGAACUGGCCAGUAAUCAAGACAAGACUGACAUCCAUGCACUCUACAACAAGGACAAUGUGUCUAUGCUCGAGGCGGACCAUCAUCAUGAUACACAACACCGUUCUCUUUCGUCGUCCUCGGACAGUGGUGAACCUAGUGAUUCAUUUAGCCCUACUUUUAAUACUGUCUUUGACGAGUAG
Molecule: messenger RNA, 579 nt
Organism: Zychaea mexicana
Lineage: Eukaryota; Fungi; Mucoromycota; Mucoromycetes; Mucorales; Lichtheimiaceae
Exons: 3
Coding region: 1-579 (192 amino acids)
Source: RefSeq, a predicted model, not a curated record